Molecule: messenger RNA, 1926 nt
Organism: Mesorhabditis spiculigera
Lineage: Eukaryota; Metazoa; Nematoda; Chromadorea; Rhabditida; Rhabditidae
Source: the annotation of a GenBank genome assembly
AUGUUUCUCUCCAGGAUAUGCCGGCAAGCAGCAGCCAAGCCGUUUUUUAAGGUAACAGUAUCCGGGAACGUGAAGGUGACAGCCAAACAAUCCGCCAUCCCCAACAGCGGCCAAGGAAAAGUCGUGACCCGCAAAUUUCGGCAGCACCUCUCCGAGUAUCUGAGGAAUUUGGCCGAUCCCGCGAUUGAAAAGGAGCUGCGCCCCCUCCGUCACGACGCCAGGGAGGCGGCCGACGCCGUGUUGAGGCUCAAAUCGGAAAAAGCCGCCAAGGACACGCUGGACAAGGCCGUCGACGAGUUGAAGGAGCGCAAACGGAGAUUGGAGGAGAAGGAGCUGGAGCUGGCCCCGGUGGAGGCGUCAUUCGACCGCACAAAACUCGACACCCUCCUCCACGCCUGCCACUUCUAUCGGCCGGCUUUCGGCAUUUAUGGCGCAUUUCCGGGCUUGCUGUACCUGGGCAGUAACGGCUCGAAGAUGAUGGCGAAUCUGAUCGGGUUGUGGGAGGACCACUUCGUUUUCGAGGAACAAAUGCUCCAAAUUACCGCACCGCACAUCACCCCGCAAUGUGUGUUAAGGGCUUCCGGCCACGUGGACCGUUUUGCCGAUUGGAUGGUGCGCGACGUGGAGAAUGGGGAAUAUUUUCGAGCGGACCACUUUGUCAGGGAUGCCCUCGGCAAGGCAAAAAUCGACGACGAAACGAAAAGCGCCCUGCUCGGCCGGGUGGGAAAUAUGGGCCGCGACGAGCUGUGGGAGACCAUCCAGAAAUACUCGCUGAAGUCGCCGGCCGGGAACGGCGUCUCCCCGCCCGAGCAGGCCAACCAAAUGUUCGCCGUUCAGAGCGGCUUCUCCGGCGAGACGUCAUUCCUUCGCCCCGAGACCGCGCAGGGGAUAUUCGUCGAAUUCAACGAUUUUUUGCACGCGAAUAAGGGAAAAAUGCCGUUUGCGAUCGCGCAAACGGGAACGUCCUUCCGAAAUGAGGUGAACCCGAAACACGGCCUAAUCAGGACCCGCGAGUUCCAAAUGUGCGAAAUUGAGCAUUUCCACGAUCCGCUGGACACGAGCCACCCCCGAUUUGCCGAGGUGCGAGACUCCCUGCUCAACCUCUACACCGAUGAAGCCCAGCAAAUCGGAGCGGCGCCGCAAUUGAUUCGAUUAGGAGAUGCCGUCGCAAAGGGCCACAUCUCGAGCGAGACGAUCGGCUACUACCUGGCGCGCACCAAUGACUAUCUGCAAAAGAUUGGCAUCGACCCACAGCGGCUCCGCUUCCGCCAGCAUCAACGCAACGAAAUGGCCCACUACGCCAAGGAAUGCUGGGACGCAGAGGUGUUCACGAGCUAUGGCUGGAUCGAGUGCGCCGGGAUCGCCGAUAGGGGCACCUACGAUUUGGGCCAGCACUCCGAGGCAACCAACGUGCCGUUAAAAGCCGAGCGCCGCGAUCCGAUUACGGGCACGACUACAAGCUACACCCCGGCCGUCAUCGAGCCGUCAUUUGGAAUGGGGCGGAUUAUGUACGCGCUUCUCGAACAUUCAUUCCGCCAACGAGCGGGCGACGAGUUGAGAAUGUUUCUGUGCCUACACCCCGAGGUGGCCCCCAUAAAAUGCGCCGUUCUACCGCUGGCCUCAAAUUCUGAAGAAUUGGCCAAGGCCACGACUACCGUAUGCCGAUCGCUGCAUCGGGCGCGGAUACCGUAUACUUUGGACGACUCGAACGGCUCGAUCGGGAAGCGGUACGCGCGCACCGAUCGCCCCGGGACCCCGUUUGCGAUUACGGUAGACUACGAGACACUCCAGCGGCCGCAAACUGUCACCGUACGCCUCGCGUUGAGCCAGCAGCAGGCCAGGGUUAAGCUCGAUGCCCUCCCCGCCGUAAUCCGGGGUCUCAUCGACGGGUCGCUGUCGCUUGAAAAAGCCGGAAAAAUCUUGGAU